ACAGACUACGAUGCGCCCGGCUCUCGGCCGUAGGCAACAAGUGCCCCGACAAGUCCGACCCUGAAUCAAGCGGUUGUUGGUGCGGCAGAAACGCGAUGGGUUUUGACGGCGGCGGCGUUCGUGCUAGCACGGCGGCCGUGACAUUGCUGUUGUGCUGUGCGGCCGUGCUGGGUCGGCCGUCGUCCAACGGUGACGUCACUGGCAACGGGGCUACGAGUGACGGCGGAAGCGGCGGAGGCGCUGCGCCGGCCGACGACGGCGACGAGCACCCGGUUGUGGCGACCACCACGGGGCUGAUCCGGGGCUACACGAAGAUCAUCGCCAACCAGGAGGUGCGGGUGUUCACCGGCAUACCGUUCGCCAAGCCGCCGGUGGGCCCGCUGAGGUUUCGCCGGCCGGUGCCGGUGGACCCGUGGCCGGGCGUGUUCAACGCCACCAAGUUGCCCAACACGUGCUACCAAGAGCGGUACGAGUAUUUCCCGGGGUUCGAGGGCGAGGAGAUGUGGAACCCCAACACCAAGUUGUCCGAGGACUGUCUGUACCUUAACAUCUGGGUACCGCGCAAACAGCGCACCAGGCACCAUUCCAACACUGCACACCGCUCCAAGAUCCCCGUGCUGGUGUGGAUCUACGGCGGCGGUUACAUGUCCGGCACUUCGACCCUGGACAUUUACGACGGAGACCUGAUGGCGGCCACCUUUGACGUGAUGAUCGCAUCGAUGCAGUACAGACUCGGGGCUUUUGGAUGGCUGUACUUGGCGCCGGAGCUGCCCGAAGACAGCGAUGACGCGCCGGGCAACAUGGGCUUGUGGGAUCAAGCGUUGGCCAUAAGGUGGAUAAAGGCUAACGCGGCGGCCUUUGGCGCCGAUCCGGACACCAUAACCCUGUUCGGAGAAUCCGCCGGCGGCGGGUCGGUCAGCGUGCAUCUGAUAUCGCCGGUCACCCGCGGGCUGGUUCGACGCGGCAUCUUACAGUCGGGAACGGUGAACGCGCCCUGGAGCUACAUGUCCGGCGAACGAGCUCUGGAAAUUGGCAAAAAGCUGUUGGACGACUGCAAGUGCAACUCGACGGACUUGACGGUGAACUGGCACUCGGCCAUGUCUUGCAUACGGUCCGUGGACGCCGGCACCAUUUCCAAAAAACAGUGGAACAGCUACUCGGGCAUUUUGGGUUUUCCGUCGGCGCCCACAGUGGACGGUCUGUUCUUGCCCGAAAGUCCUUUGGACAUGCUGAACAAGGCGAAUUUCACCGACAUCGAAAUACUCAUCGGUAGCAACCUGAACGAAGGUACAUAUUUUCUGUUGUACGAUUUUGUGGAUUUUUUCGAUCGCAUGCUGUCGACCCAGUUGACUAGAGAAAAAUUCAAGCACAUAGUCAACGUGAUAUUCAAAGACAGAACGCAGCUGGAGAGGGACGCUAUCAUGUACCAGUACACGGGAUGGGAAAAAAGAGACCUGGACGACGCGUACUCAAGCCAAAAGCAACUGAGCGACAUCGUGGCCGACUACUUCUUCGUGUGUCCGACCAACCUGUUCGCCAACAUCGUGUCCAACAGAGGAGCCCGGGUUUACUACUAUUUCUUCACACAUAGAACCGACUCGCACUUGUGGGCCGAAUGGAUGGGUGUCAUACACGGUGACGAGAUGCAAUACGUGUUCGGGCAUCCGUUGAACAUGUCAAUGCCGUACAACGCCAGGGAAAGGGAUCUGAGCAUCAGGAUAAUGGAAGCGUUCACCAGAUUCUCGUUAACCGGAACACCCGUUUCGGACGACAUAGACUGGCCACUGUACAACGAAUCGAAUCCCAGCUACCACGUUUGGAACACCGCCAAGUUGGAAGUGGGCUACGGGCCUAGGGCCACCGAGUGCCAAUUUUGGAACGGGUUUUUCCCGAAAAUCGCCGAAUCGCUGAAAAAGAGCAGUAAAAACGCCUGUGAAGAUUACAUCGACCUAAUGCUGCCCAACGCCAACGACAACUACACUUCUGUGCAACUGUCGGCCGCCGCCGCCGACCAUCAGGUCUACUCGAUCACUUGUAUCUUGGUCAUGUUGAUUGUAUCCGAGGUGUUGUAAAAAAAAAAAAAAAAAAACAA
Messenger RNA from Adelges cooleyi (spruce gall adelgid), 2092 nucleotides. RefSeq names its product acetylcholinesterase-like. Gene Ontology annotation, cellular component: plasma membrane. Lineage: Eukaryota; Metazoa; Arthropoda; Insecta; Hemiptera; Adelgidae. Gene Ontology annotation, biological process: acetylcholine catabolic process; choline metabolic process. Gene Ontology annotation, molecular function: acetylcholinesterase activity. Bases 96 to 2072 code for a protein of 658 amino acids. The transcript is spliced from 9 exons. The record is from RefSeq and is a predicted model, not a curated record.